Messenger RNA from Exophiala viscosa, 861 nucleotides. RefSeq lists its product as uncharacterized. The record is from RefSeq and is a predicted model, not a curated record. Lineage: Eukaryota; Fungi; Ascomycota; Eurotiomycetes; Chaetothyriales; Herpotrichiellaceae. Bases 1 to 861 code for a protein of 286 amino acids. The transcript has a single exon.
AUGACUUCCCUAAUCUUCGGUUCCAUUUAUAUGGGGCAUAAGACCCUCAUGAAACACAAGCGGGACAAACAACGCCAGAAAAACUAUGAGCGAUGGGAAGGUCUGCGCGACGACUAUGACGAACAAAGAAAGAUAACUCGCGAGUCUCGGUCGUUGGACAUCCAGCGAACUGGGGGAACUAGCUUUGGUGAUGAUACCGAUCGACCUAUUCUCACUCUGCGGGAUCAACAAGAAGCAGGCGAUGCUCGUGGCGCCUGGCGGCCUCAGGAGACCGAAGACGGACCCGGAUCCCGGUUACCCGUUACCGACAAUCGACGGUUGAGCGUCGAGGUCACCUCGGGUUCAAACUUGAGACCCCUAACAGGCCACAAAACCGGGACAACUUGGGAUGAAGGCCUCCCACAACCUCUGAGAGUGGCCCGUCGGAACUGGGAGGAUCAUCAAUCUCCCGGCGCAAAUGUGAGCAGAAGCAGCAGCCUACGCAACGCAAGUGGUGUCGACACGCCAGACCGUCACACUUCCAGCAACGCACCAUCAGGGAGACCCUCACCCGUGGCAGAACUGGCAGCACCGGCCACUGCUCCUCAUCCGCAUGCGUCUAGGGCUUUUAGUACUCCUGCCGAGCUCCCGCACUAUCAGAGCGUUGAGCCGAUCCAGAACGAGAGGCCUGGAGGCAUGAUGGCCGAACUGAUUGAGCUGGGCGACACUUCUCGACCGGCUCCCUACUCUGCCCAGCACCCACCACCACAGUCAUUUGGUGGGUAUCAGUCCAACCCGUACGGCUUCCAGGCUCCAACUGGACAGCCGCCCGCUCAGCCGGCUGAUGGCGGUAUGCAGGAAUGGUGGAAUCAGCCGCGAUAG